This is a messenger RNA of Penicillium argentinense, 1341 nucleotides long. Its product is annotated as NADH:flavin oxidoreductase/NADH oxidase family protein. The record is from RefSeq and is a predicted model, not a curated record. NCBI's taxonomy places the organism in Eukaryota, Fungi, Ascomycota, Eurotiomycetes, Eurotiales, Aspergillaceae. Gene Ontology annotation, molecular function: oxidoreductase activity; FMN binding. The transcript is spliced from 2 exons. The coding region runs from base 1 to 1341 and encodes 446 amino acids.
AUGUCUUCCACACCUAGACUCGAGUGCGCGGAUGUCGAUCCCAGUCCCCUGGGCCAGCCCCUCCAAUUUGCUUUCUCCGGUCGCUCGGUCCCAAACCGCUUUCUGAAGGGUGCUAUGAGUGAGCGUCUGGCCUCAUUCUCCGUGAACAACCUUAAUGCACGCGGUAUUCCUUCGGCCGCUCUGAUUGAAGCUUACCGGAGAUGGGGCGAGGCCCAAAUUGGAAUUAAUCUGACUGGAAAUGUCAUGAUCGACCCUGGCCACUUGGAAGCCGCGGGCAACCCAGUUAUCCCGCAACAUGCGAAAUUCUCUGGCGAGCGCUUUGAGCGCUUCAAGGAGAUGGCCAUUGCGGGAAAGGCUAAUGGUAUGCUUAUCAUUCCCCAGGUUGGACACCCAGGCCGUCAGACGCCCCUGCAUCUUCAGCCGAACCCAAUCAGUGCCAGUGAUGUGCAAGUCAAAGGUGAUCCGAUGGGUAUGAGGUUUGGAAAGCCUCGUGCUGCGACAAAAGAGGAUAUUGCCAAUAUCGUUAAUGGCUUUGCCCAUGCCGCUGAGUAUCUGGAUAAGGCUGGCUUUGAUGGUAUCCAGCUGCAUGGUGCCCACGGCUAUCUUCUGAGUCAGUUCCUUUCGCCAUCUACCAACCAGCGAACUGAUAAGUAUGGUGGCGAUCUGAAAAACCGCAUGCGGUUGAUCUUGGAGGUCCGGGAUGAGAUUGCCAAAAGAGUUCGCAAGGAUUUUGUGGUCGGCAUCAAGAUCAACAGUGUUGAGUUCCAAGAAAAGGGGUUCCAGCCUGAAGAGGCGAAGGAUCUUUGCCAAGCUCUUGAGGAUCACGCUUUUGACUUUGUUGAACUUUCCGGUGGUACCUAUGAGAACUUCCCCCUGUCGACCAUGAAGCGGGAGUCAACAGUUGAGCGUGAAGCUUUCUUCCUGGAUUUCGCGAAACUCAUCGUUCCCGGCCUGACCAAGACCAAGACCUACAUCACAGGCGGUCUGAAGACAGUCGAAGGCAUGGUCAAGGCUCUGGAUACCGUCGAUGGAGUUGGACUCGGUCGCCCCCUGUGCCAAGAGCCAAAUCUUUGCGCCCAUAUCCUGUCUGGGCAAGUCAAGGGAGCUCUUAUCCAGAAGAUCGAUAUGCAGGACUUUGGUGCCACGGCUGGUGCGGCCGGCCUUCAGAUCUCGCAAAUGGGCGAGGGCCUGCAGCCUAUUGAUCUCUCUCAAGAGGCAAAUGUGGCCAAGCUUUUCGCGACAUUAGGUGCGUGGGCUGCGGAGAGACCGAAGAAUGCGGAGAUCUAUUCAUUCCCUGCUCUGCCUGAUUAUGACAUUCCCUAUUCUGCUGCUGUUUUGUGA